AUGUCUGUGUCAUCGGUAUCCUUCAAUACCGAUGUGAACGUUAGAUACGAGAGGUUGUCGACAGAAUAUGCUAAACUUCGUUCACAUGUGAAGGUUCUCAGUGAAGGUGUCAUAUCAGAGAGGAAGAAGAAUGAAGUUUUCAUCGAGAAAAUUCAAGAAUUAGAAAUGCAACUUCAUAAAGUGACUGCUGAGAACGAAAGUCUUGCUUUUCGAAAUGAUCAGCUUGUGAAACGUGUCGAAAACCUGCAAGACGAGUUGGAUGCAGCAAACCAUUUUAGAGUAGGAUCAAUUAAGAAGGGAAAGUUUCCGAAAAAGUCGAAAGAUGUUAAAGAACUACUCGCAGAAAUUAAGACGCUUGGAGAUCGUGUUGCUGUUUUGGAGGAAGAGUUGCAGAAUAAGAUACAACAGAACGAAGAGCUAAUUAGUAAACUAGGCGAACUUGAAGUACAGCAUGCAGAUGAGAUAUCCUCACUUUCUGCCGAGUUCACUCGAAAACUAGAAGAGGUGGAGUCACUCAGACCGAGGGAGCACAAGCCGGAGAGACCU
Messenger RNA from Strongylus vulgaris, 546 nucleotides. The record is from the annotation of a GenBank genome assembly. Lineage: Eukaryota; Metazoa; Nematoda; Chromadorea; Rhabditida; Strongylidae.